Molecule: messenger RNA, 2709 nt
Organism: Heterocephalus glaber (naked mole-rat)
Lineage: Eukaryota; Metazoa; Chordata; Mammalia; Rodentia; Bathyergidae
Gene: Men1
Product: menin 1
Biological process (GO): regulation of transcription by RNA polymerase II; negative regulation of cell cycle; negative regulation of cell population proliferation
Cellular component (GO): histone methyltransferase complex; chromatin; nucleus
Molecular function (GO): Y-form DNA binding; transcription cis-regulatory region binding; chromatin binding
Source: RefSeq, a predicted model, not a curated record
CAUUUCCCAGAAGGCUCCAGUCGGCGGGUGCCGCGGUGCCUUGUGUGGGAUGCCGCCGCCCGCCGCCAUGGGGCUGAAGGCCGCCCAGAAGACACUGUUCCCGCUGCGCUCCAUCGACGACGUGGUGCGCCUGUUCGCUGCAGAGCUGGGCCGAGAGGAGCCGGACCUGGUACUCCUCUCCUUGGUUCUGGGCUUCGUGGAGCAUUUCCUGGCUGUCAACCGUGUCAUCCCCACCAACGUGCCCGAGCUCUCCUUCCAGCCCAGCCCAGCUCCCGAUCCUCCCGGCGGCCUCACCUUCUUCCCCGUGGCUGACCUGUCUAUCAUCGCUGCCCUCUAUGCCCGCUUCACCGCUCAGAUCCGUGGCGCCGUCGACUUGUCGCUCUACCCCCGGGAGGGAGGCGUCUCCAGCCGCGAGCUGGUGAAGAAGGUCUCUGACGUUAUAUGGAACAGCCUCAGCCGCUCCUACUUCAAGGACCGAGCCCACAUCCAAUCCCUCUUCAGCUUCAUCACAGGCACUAAACUGGACAGCUCCGGUGUGGCCUUUGCUGUGGUAGGGGCCUGCCAGGCCCUGGGUCUUCGGGAUGUCCACCUGGCCCUGUCUGAGGAUCACGCCUGGGUAGUUUUUGGGCCUAAUGGGGAGCAGACAGCUGAGGUCACCUGGCAUGGCAAAGGCAACGAGGACCGCAGAGGCCAGACGGUCAACGCAGGUGUAGCUGAGCGGAGCUGGCUGUACCUGAAAGGAUCAUACAUGCGUUGUGACCGCAAGAUGGAGGUGGCAUUCAUGGUGUGUGCCAUCAACCCUUCCAUUGACCUGCACACUGACUCCCUGGAGCUGCUACAGCUGCAGCAGAAGCUGCUCUGGCUGCUCUAUGACUUGGGACAUCUGGAAAGGUACCCCAUGGCACUGGGGAACCUGGCAGAUCUGGAAGAGCUGGAGCCCACCCCUGGCCGGCCAGAUCCUCUCACCCUCUACCACAAGGGCAUUGCCUCAGCCAAGACCUACUACCGGGAUGAGCACAUCUACCCUUACAUGUACCUGGCUGGCUACCACUGUCGAAAUCGCAAUGUGCGUGAAGCCCUGCAGGCCUGGGCAGACACAGCCACUGUCAUCCAAGACUACAACUACUGCCGAGAGGAUGAAGAGAUCUACAAGGAAUUCUUUGAAGUAGCCAAUGAUGUCAUCCCUAACCUACUGAAGGAGGCAGCCAGCUUGCUGGAAGCAGGCGAAGAUCGGCCAGGGGAGCAGACCCAGGGCACCCAGAGCCAGGGAUCUGCCCUCCAAGACCCUGAGUGCUUCGCUCACCUGCUGCGGUUCUACGACGGCAUCUGCAAAUGGGAGGAGGGCAGCCCCACGCCUGUGCUGCAUGUGGGCUGGGCCACUUUCCUUGUGCAGUCCUUGGGCCGCUUUGAGGGACAGGUGCGGCAGAAGGUGCACAUAGUGAGCCGAGAUGCUGAGGCAGCUGAAGCCGAGGAGCCUUGGGGAGAGGAAGCCCGGGAAGGCCGCAGGCGAGGCCCUCGGCGCGAAUCCAAGCCCGAGGAGCCACCACCUCCCAAGAAGCCUGCGCUGGACAAGGGUCCCAGCUCAGGCCAGGGUGUGGGGUCAGGACCCCCUCGGAAACCCCCAGGGAUGGUCCCAGGCACUGUCCGGGUCCCUGAAGGCGGCAGCACCGCUCAGGUGCCUGCGCCAGCUGUGUCACCACCACCGGAGGGCCCUGUGCUCACUUUCCAGAGCGAGAAGAUGAAGGGCAUGAAGGAGCUGCUGGUAGCCACCAAAAUCAACUCGAGCGCCAUCAAGCUGCAGCUCACCGCGCAGUCGCAAGUGCAAAUGAAGAAGCAGAAGGUGUCCACGCCCAGCGACUACACUCUCUCUUUCCUCAAGCGGCAGCGCAAGGGCCUCUGAACUGCCGGGGACUUCCUGCAGCUCACGACAAGGGCCCUACCCUGACCUCAACCACCACCCCUCCACCCCCGCCCCCGUCCCCCUCGGGGCCCAGGGCUGUCUGGAACUCUGGGUUCCCGGCUUAAGGACCGUUUACCUCGAGCCUGAACCAACGAUUCAUCCCAGUUUAGAACCCAGAGUCUUGGCUCAGUCCUUAGAAUACAGGUCCCAUUUCCCAUGAUCCUAACCUGCUGGUUGGAACCUCACCGAAGUCCUGGGCACCAAUCCUUAAAGGUCCAAUCUCUGUAAACUCGGGCCCCACCUCGGAAUGGAAGCUCUAACCCUAGGCCAACCAUGUCCCUCAGGCUUCCUCCCCACUCCAGGGCAACAAAGGAUUGGGUCUUAACGCUGGGGGCAGCGCGGUUCCGCCUUCAGUCCGGAAGUCGAGGACCCCAAUCAGCGGCUAGGAGUACAUUUCUGCGCUUGAGAAUUCCAUCCCUUGGGAAUCCAAGACCUUGCCCCAAAGAACUAAAGUCCCAACUGCCAGAAUUUGGAGACCAGUUUCCUUUCCUCCCGACCCCUAGAGGCCGGGAGGCGAAGCCCCGCCCCCAGCCUGUGCGACUCCUGAGCCCCGCCCCCUUCCUGACCAAACUGGCCCCAGAUCAGAGCAGGACCUCUUCCGACCCUCUGGGAACCUCCCCGAGGGUCAGCUCAUUACGGGGACCCGGGAGGAAAUCUGCAGGAGGUUGGGAGUGGGGGAGCUGAUCGCUUCCUGUUUUGUACAUAGAUUUAUUUUUCAGUUGCAAGGAAGAUGAAUAGAUUUUGUUAAA